Talaromyces stipitatus ATCC 10500 is the source of this 1109-nucleotide messenger RNA. RefSeq names its product DUF757 domain protein. The record is from RefSeq and is a predicted model, not a curated record. Gene Ontology annotation, cellular component: cytoplasm. NCBI's taxonomy places the organism in Eukaryota, Fungi, Ascomycota, Eurotiomycetes, Eurotiales, Trichocomaceae. The transcript is spliced from 4 exons. The coding region runs from base 72 to 557 and encodes 161 amino acids.
GAUACCAUCUGAACUAUCCGAAAACAUUUCAAAAUCUUUUAGACCAUACUAUCAUCGAAUAUUUGCCCACCAUGUCGAAGCCAUUUGACCCAGAGACGGCGGAGAACUUGGAAGAUAUGGAGAAACAGUUCGCUGUCAAAGCCGUCGAACACCUAAUGACAUACUGGUCCAUCCUCGAAAAAGUCCCCGGCUCCAAACUGCGCCUCACAAAGAUGGACGACGAAAUCUACGAACACUUCAAGCGCGACUUUCCAGACUUUGAUCCGAACGAAACUAUAAACGAGGAUGAAAUGAAGAGCAAAGCUGGCAAGGAGAAGUGGAGAAAGUUUAUGAUGGAAUACGAGAAGAAGAUUAGUGACUAUAACUUUGGCACCAUGUUGAGGUCAAAUCCUAAGUCGGAAUAUGAUCAGGAGACGACGAUAUUCGGUAUGUUUUCCUCCUACCCCCGCUUGGUGGCCAGAAAAGUUGCUGUAUGGUUGGAUUCAAGCAAGAAGGAAGCUAACAUGUGCUUUGUGUGUAGCUAUGCGAAUGCAGUUUUAUGCCGUCGAAAUUGCUAGGAACCGAGCCGGAUUGAAUGAUUGGAUUUAUGAGCAGGCCCAAGCCAAGAAGGAACAAGACAAGGAGUGAAGUCGCUUUGAUACCCCAGACUUGGGUCAGACGCCGGGGCCUCGGAGACCAAUCUUCAGAUCAGCUGCAUAGCAGCAUCUCGGCCUCUCGUGCAAAAGAGAUUCGAUCGGACCAGGGAUCACUGAUCGUCUGUUCGACCUUGAAUCGGUGGUGACGGACUACGGCAUAUGACAACGGACCAUCCGUGUCAAACCGCCCACUCCCAAGAUUUCAGAACAGAUACGAUUAAUUCCUUUAUGCUUUCUAGCCCCCAUGAUACCAUGUAUAAUGACAAAUCACCACGUUCAAGUGAUUUUUUUUACUUCUAUAAAAAAGUCGCAAUGCUGUCACGUGACAUUUCCACACGAAGUUGCGAACAAAGAGGACAAUACUUAGGAUUAAAUGGACCGAAUCCUAUUGUUCUUCCUGAAAAGUAUUAGAUUUGGCUUGACGCUAUCGUAGAGUAUGCUUUUUUAUGAAAUAACAUUAACCAUGUUUAUUCC